Messenger RNA from Dromiciops gliroides (monito del monte), 3571 nucleotides. RefSeq names its product interleukin 1 receptor associated kinase 4 (gene IRAK4). Lineage: Eukaryota; Metazoa; Chordata; Mammalia; Microbiotheria; Microbiotheriidae. Gene Ontology annotation, biological process: signal transduction; protein phosphorylation. Gene Ontology annotation, cellular component: plasma membrane. Gene Ontology annotation, molecular function: protein serine/threonine kinase activity; magnesium ion binding; ATP binding. The record is from RefSeq and is a predicted model, not a curated record.
AUGAUUACUCCCCCGGAUUUUCUGGUUAGCUUUCAGAAGGGCUUUGAGAUCCCCGGGGAACUUGGGCGUUUUCCGAUGCUCAGGUUCUGCUCCUUGAGCCUAAUCCCAAUUAAUCAGAGCCUGAAGACCUUGUGUUUCCUUCUGCCGCCCGGAAGUACAGAAACAAAUGGCAAAGAAGAUAACAAAACAAUAACUUCAUCAACAUGUAGGUGCCUAAAUGUUGGGCUGAUUAGGCAGCUGGCAGAUUUCAUUGAUCCUCAGGAAGGAUGGAAGAAGUUAGCAGUUGAUAUAAAAAAGCCUUCUGGAGAUAGUAGAUAUAACCAAUUUCAUAUACGGAGAUUUGAAGGAUUAUUUCAAACUGGAAAGAGUCCCACUAGUGAACUACUCUUUGACUGGGGAACCACAAAUUGUACAGUUGGAGACCUUGUAGAUCUUUUAAUCAGAAAUGAAUUUCUAGCACCAGCACGUCUGUUGCUGCCAGAUAGUGUUCCAGAAAUUGUCCAUAUAGUCCCACAAGAAGAAACAGCCACUCAAAAGAAAUUGCUGCCUCAUUAUGACAAAGAAAAGACACACAUGAAACCUGCAUUCAUUCAGAAUCAUGAACAAAUCUCUUCACCUCUGGACUCAAGUCCAGACAUGAAAAGUUCAGAAGUUAGUGAUACACGUUUUCAGAGUUUUUCAUUUUAUGAAUUAAAGAGUGUUACAAAUAACUUUGAUGAGCAGCCUAUGUCAGCUGGUGGAAACAAAAUGGGAGAGGGAGGCUUUGGAGUUGUAUAUAGAGGCUAUAUCAAUAACAGAACUGUGGCAGUGAAGAAACUUACAACUAUGGCUGAUAUGUGUAGUGAAGAACUAAAACAACAAUUUGAACAAGAAAUAAAAAUAAUGGCAGAGUGUCAACAUGAAAACUUAGUAGAACUACUUGGUUUCUCAAGUGAUAGUGACAACUUCUGUUUGGUGUAUGUCUAUAUGCCCAAUGGUUCAUUGCUUGACAGACUAUCUUGUCUGGAUGGUACUGCACCACUUUCCUGGAACACAAGAUGCAAAAUUGCUCAAGGUACAGCUAAUGGCAUCUAUUACUUACAUGCAAACCAUCAUAUUCAUAGAGAUAUUAAAAGUGCAAAUAUUUUACUUGAUGAGGACUUCAUACCCAAGAUUUCUGACUUUGGACUUGCACGAACUUCUGCAAAAUUUAACCAAACAGUCAUGACUAGCAGAAUUGUGGGAACGACAGCCUAUAUGGCACCUGAAGCUUUACGAGGAGAGAUAACACCUAAAUCUGACAUUUAUAGCUUUGGUGUGGUCUUACUAGAAAUAAUAACUGGACUUCCAGCGGUAGAUGAGCAACGUGAACCUCAGUUAUUGCUAGAUAUCAAAGAAGAAAUUGAAGAUGAAGAAAAGCAUAUUGAAGAUUAUGUUGAUGCAAAAAUGAAUGAUGUUGAUUCCAUUUCUCUUGAAAAUAUGUAUUCUAUUGCAAGUCUUUGUCUUCAUGAAAAGAAAAAUAAGAGACCAGACAUUGAGAUGGUAAAACAGCACCUCCAAGAGAUGACAUCAUCCUGAUUUCCUAAGAUUUUAUUGAUACCAUUUAAAUUAGUCUUGGAGAUUGACUCCCAGGUUUGUGGGUCCAGAAAAAACCUUUUUUUUUUUAAUGUAUAAAGUUUUGGAACUUCGUCUUCUACAUCAGAAUCUAUAUUUUUGAAUUUUAACUUAUUUUAAAUUUCCUUUGCUUCAUAAUCUGGCUCAAUUAUAGUCAGACUAUAAGCCUGUACCAACUCACAUAGCUCUCUUUAGGAACAAUUUUAUUAUCCUAAUGUAAUUGAACAUUUGUAGGAUAACAUUUACCAUAAUUCCCUAGUAGAUCAAAAAGACCCUUAAUUUUACACUGUUUUUUCUUCUGCUAUAUAGUAUUACAAUUAAAUUAGGUCUCUUGUUUUGCUAUAGUAAAUAUGAUUCAAGAAAUAGCUUUAAUAAUUUUCUUCUGUAUUGAGCAUAGAAUUUUUUUAAGCGAUUGUGAUAGCAAUUAAGGUAAACUGAAACACAAAGUUCGAAGUACAUUCAAUUUAUUGGUAAGGCUAGCAAUUACCAAGAAAGGGGGUCUAGACGCCUUAGUCAAAAGACCAUGUGUAGGGCUUAUUAGCCUUCAUAUAGUUUUGGGAAAUAGAAGAGAACAAAGAACAUAAAACUAUGGUUACAAAGUUUGAAGUGUCAUAGAUGAUGGAAAACAAUAUAAUUGGAUGGAAGUUAGGAAUGCAGAACUAGCAACAGCCCCUUCUUCCAUCUUGUUGCUAUGGAAAACUCACUAGUGGUAUCUAUCUGCAUGGAUAACACUCCAGACUUUCAUGAAGGACAGCCAGUAUCGCAGAGAUAACAGACUUCCUGGCUCCCACCUGUAUCCUGCCAGGCUUGUUAGUAAGAUAACAGCUCUCUCUUAAUUGUACAUGGGCAGUAAGAUGUGUCGAGACAAUGUAUUUCUUUGAAUUAAGGUGAUUUAUGGAACAAUCUAGCUCAGAGAGGAAAGCCAAGCUUCUGAAUUUAAUUCAGAGAAAAAGAAACAUGGCUUAGGCAUUCAAUUACAAAGUGGAAUCAGGAUUAAUUUGAUUUUCUCACCGUGAAUUGAUCUAACCAUUCUGGGAAGAGAUACUGCAGAAUGUAAGGUUUCACAUAUGCCAAAAUAAGCAUACAGCACUUUUUUGUGGUAGCAAAAAACUAAUUCCCAUUCAUUGGGGAAUGACUAAAUAAAUUUUGGUCUAAAAUAUAAUUUUACUGUAUAGGAAUAAAUAAAUAUGAAGAAUUGAGAGGCAUGGGAAGAUAUAACAAAUAAUGAAGUAAAAAAAAGAACCAAGAAAACAAUGUACACAAUGGCUGCAACAAAGCAAAAAGAAAGCACAAAGGCCACAAAAAUAAAUAGUGUGUAAUUAUAAUGAACAAGCUUGCUUCCAAAGAAGAUGUAAGAAAAUAUACCUCCCUUUUUUUUUAGAAGUGAGAAUUGAGAUUAGAGUAUCUCAAUUCUCACUUCUAAAAAAAAAGGGAGGUAUAGAGCAUUGCUACAAUGUUAUACUUGGUUGAUGUGCCAGUUUGUUUAGCUGAAAGGUGUCCUUUUUUCUAUUUUUUUUUUUGUUACAAGAGAUAAUUCUCAGUAGAGGGCAAGGAAGGGGUAAUAGUUGUACAUGAAAGUGAUUUUAAAACAAAACAUAUCAAUAAAAAUUAAUUUUUAAAAAAUCAAUUCAUAAAAAUUAUUUAAAAGGUACUUAAGCAUCUGUGGAACAGGCAUGAUCUAGAACCAAGUUUACAAAGGCACACUCAGGUUUUGGCACACCCAUUCAGCAACAUAGCUACAAGAAUAUGGCCAGGCCUAGCUUCUAAAGCAGGUACAUUCUGCUUUGUAUGUGUCUCAAAUUGAGGUAUUGUUAAAAUAAUUGUACCUAGAGAGUAAAAUAUGCAAUCAUUCAAAUUACCUCUUUUUUUUCUUUUUUUAGUGAGGCAAUUGGGGUAAGUGACUUGCCCAGGGUCACACAGCUAGUAAGUGUUAAGUGUCUGAGGCCAGAUUUGAACUCAAGUCCUCCUGACUCCAGGG